Molecule: messenger RNA, 1821 nt
Organism: Trichoderma breve
Lineage: Eukaryota; Fungi; Ascomycota; Sordariomycetes; Hypocreales; Hypocreaceae
Exons: 6
Coding region: 1-1821 (606 amino acids)
Source: RefSeq, a predicted model, not a curated record
AUGGAUUUCCCUCGGGACAUGACCCGGAUGGAACUUGAAAACCCCCGUCUCUCCCCUUCCCCGGAGCUAGAGGAGCUCUUCCACCAGGUCUUCGACUGGCAAGCGUACUCCGGGGACGCUAAGACAUCUGAUCCUUCUUCCCAUCACCAUCUCCGCAAGCAAUCCCUUAGCAGGAUCAUCACCGACAUCCCAUCCUUCAUUAGAGACCUUACUCUUGAGUCCGAUAGGGAUUUCUUCGACAUGCCUUCGUACUCGUCUGACGAUGGACUCACGUCUGACUACUCGGCCGGUCAGACCCCUCCGGACCUGGUCCAGGGCGGUGGCAGCACCUCGCCCUCUGACCACUCGGGGUCAUCUCCCUUCCUAGAGCCACUAGACGAUGGCCACUACCACCCGGAGGCUUCCCUCAGGGAGGUUCAGGCUCAGGACGAUGAGUGGACCUACCCUCAGACCGACCCUUCCAAGGGCAUGGUCCAAGGUUACCCCCAUCACCUGCAAGGCCUAGAAGAUCGCCUCAGAAGGGCCGUCGACCAGUCCUCAAAGCUGAAGCGUCGACGAUCUGGCAAUGACCUAGAGAAGAGGCAACGGCAGUUGGUUGACCCCGGCCAGACGGCAGACGUCCGCAAGAGUGGAGCCUGCCUGCCAUGCCGCGUGUCUAAGACCCGAUGCCAUGAUAGUGGAGUCUGCCCAACAUGCAGGAAGGCGUUCCCAGACCAUUCUCACCUGGCCUGCACUCGCGCCACACCAUCCACGUUUUGGCCCGUAAUGGGCAAGAUCCCCGAUGUUUGGUCCACCAAUCCCAAGGAUGAGGAGCAACUUUGCUCCGGCCCGCGGUUUUACACCGGAAAGCCCCGAGAGAUCUCGGUCUUCUUUACCCCAGACACCAGCCUGCCGGCUCUGCGCGCCACGGUCCAGGCCUACCGGUCGCAAGGGGGCUCCGAGGAGACGGGCAGCCUGACAAAGGCCGACUUCCCUCGAGACUGCGUUCCGAGCCACCAGCUUCUGCAGAGAUGGGUUGAGAACCAGAUCCAGACAGAGCAAAAGUCCGACUUUCAGCAAGCAGUCCAGAGCUUCGUGUUUGCAUACUCGGAAGAGGGCUGGGGACUUCCCAAGCAUGACCUCGUCAACAAAGUCCACAGAAUGAACUGCUUCUUCCGCAUUUGGAAAGCAAGAUCGUUCUGGUGCUUGGAUCCAACCAACAAGCUCACCACUCUCCCACUGUCUGUCCAGGCUCAGCUGAGGAACAUUGCCCGACGAGCCAUUUACUCACUGGAGCAUGACAUUCUCAAGGAGAUGGACGAGUGCAUUGCUCAGCAACUCCCAACAAAGACGCAGGAUAGAAUCGCCAUCUGGGCGAGUAUGUGGCUGCUCAUCCUCAUGUACCGAGAGCUCCUGCAGGGUUUCAAGACCCAUAUCGGCCGCCUGGCGAGCAGCAAGAGCGAAUCAGCCCAGAAUAUUGCCAUUCAAGGACAGAUCUAUAAGCGUCUCGCAGACAGCUUCUUCCCGCUCUUGGUGGUGUUUUACCACUACCAAUUCCGAACAAAGAAAAGCCUGGAGCUGUCACUGGACUGGCUCAAGUCUCCCACUUACCCAGCUGCGGCAUGCCAUAGCAGAGCAAUCCGCGAGGCUGCCCAGCAACUUCUCGACGCUCGCAAAGACCACUAUCAGAAACUGCAGUCUUCAAAGAGCGAGAUUGAUCAACUGCUGUGCGUCUUCGUGGUGAACCACGAGCUCAAGAAGAUGAACGCCAGGAAGCGUCCUUCCAAGGCUAAGUCCUCCAAGCAUGCAGUUGAGGACGACUGUGAUGAUGAUGCCGAGUAA